Molecule: messenger RNA, 1268 nt
Organism: Exaiptasia diaphana
Lineage: Eukaryota; Metazoa; Cnidaria; Anthozoa; Actiniaria; Aiptasiidae
Product: V-type proton ATPase 116 kDa subunit a
Biological process (GO): proton transmembrane transport; vacuolar acidification
Cellular component (GO): proton-transporting V-type ATPase, V0 domain; plasma membrane; vacuolar proton-transporting V-type ATPase complex
Molecular function (GO): ATPase binding; proton-transporting ATPase activity, rotational mechanism
Source: RefSeq, a predicted model, not a curated record
GUGUGGUUUUGAUCGGGUUCUUGGUUCUUACGUUUGUGAACAGUGUUUCGUAUUAUAAAGCCCAUUCAACAUGGGUUCCUUAUUCAGGUCUGAGGAAAUGACCUUAGCCCAACUCUAUCUACAAUCCGAGGCAACAUAUGCUUGCGUUAGCGAACUAGGUGAAUUGGGUCUUGUGCAGUUCAGAGAUCUAAACCCAGAUGUGAACGCUUUCCAAAGGAAAUUCGUAAAUGAAGUGAGAAGAUGCGAGGAAAUGGAACGUAAACUUAGAUUUUUACAAAAAGAGAUAGAAAAAGCUGAGAUUGUAGUGGUAGACAAUGGAGAGAAUCCAGAAGCUCCACAUCCAAGGGAAAUGAUUGAUUUGGAGGCUCAACUUGAACAGCUUGAAAAUGAAAUGAAAGACAGCAAUGCCAAUUACGAGGCUCUGAUGAGGAGUUUUCUUGAACUGACAGAACUAAAGCACAUCUUGAAAAAGACGCAAACCUUCUUUGAAGAGGCUGAACACCAUGUACAUCAACAACAGAUUCAUGAUCCAAACAAAACAGAUGAUACUGCUUUUCUUUUGGGUGAAGAACCAAAGCCGUCUCCAGGCACUCAAUUAGGAUUUGUGACUGGUGUGAUAGCUAGAGAAAAAGUGCCYUCAUUUGAACGUCUUCUAUGGAGAGCUUGCCGUGGCAAUGUGUUCUUCAAGCAGACUGAGAUUGAAGUUCCACUUGAAGAUCCAAGUACUGGUGACCAAGUCAAUAAGAGUGUUUUCAUCAUAUUCUUCCAAGGAGACCAACUCAAGUCUAGAGUCAGGAAGAUCUGUGAAGGUUUCCGUGCCAGUCUUUACCCAUGUCCUGAAACUGCUGCAGAAAGAAGAGAAGUUGCCAUUGGUGUUGAGACAAGGAUAGAAGACCUUCAAAAUGUGUUAGGCCAAACCAAAGACCAUAGGCAUAGACUUCUCGUCACUGUGUCAAACAACAUCAAUCAAUGGUUCAUCAAGGUAAAGAAGAUUAAGGCCAUUUAUCAUACAAUGAACAUGUUCAACUUGGAUGUAACUCAAAAGUGUUUGAUUGCUGAGUGUUGGUGUCCAGUUGCUGACCUACCACAGAUACAAGAUGCUCUGAAAAGAGGAACUGAGCGWAGUGGUGCAAGUGUUCCAUCCAUUUUAAACCGCAUGACCACCAAACAAGAACCKCCAACUUUCAACAGAACUGACAAACUGACUUCAGGUUUUCAGGCUAUUGUUGACUCGUAUGGUGUGGCAAAUUAUCAAGAAGUCAACCCAG